UUCCGGUAAACGUCCAAAACAAAUAUGGCACUAAAGCGGUAAGCGCGAGGCGUCCAACGAGAUGGCGCGUGUGUUGACAUCGAAAGCGAAAGCGCAGCACCGUGUGGCCGCCGCUGGUCUCUGAACCUCCGGUUACAAGGUGACGCCGAGGGAUGGCGUUUCAGAUUUCAACUCUUCUUUCAUAUGUCAAAGUUCUCCCGCGCCGCCCCGGCGCCCUGUCCCGUAGCCGCGCUGACCUCCAGGCAGCCGGUGUCAAGUUCAGGCGUCCGACUCCUGAACGCCCCCCGCUGGGAGCGGAGCCAGCGGCAGGUCCCCGUCGCGGCCAUAUUUGCGUCGCUCGGAAGUUCUCAGCAACACUUUGGAGGUCCGGCCGAGGGCUCGGGUCCUCCUCGGGCUGGCUGGGGAGAGUCGCCCUCGGUGCCGCCCUGGGAGUGAGCACAGCCGCCCUGGUCCAGUCCGUCCACACCGGGACACUGGCCGCCAUGGCCCUGAAAGUGAACCUGAGCUCCGCGGAGGGAGACUGGAAGCAGACGAAGGACUUCUUGCUGUCUCUGCCUGUAAAGGACAGGCGCCUGUACUACAGGACAGACCCUGUUCCAUUGGAUGACAUCCCAGUGUGGACUCCUGCAGGUGGUUCUGAACCUGCUCGCUGCCAGAGAAAUGAAAAGUUGGACCAGAAGAUUUCCCUUUACAGCGGUGACAUCACCAAACUGGAGAUAGAUGCUAUUGUUAAUGCAGAGCGGCAAAACCAGGACAAAACCGGAACCAUGGGGAGAAGGGAGCAAGCCAACAAGUCUCUGCUGGGUGGAGGUGGAGUGGACGGGGCCAUCCACCGCGUUGCCGGUCCGAUGCUAAAAAAGGAGUGCGCCUCCCUGCACGGCUGCGAGACCGGGGAGGCCAAGAUCACCUGCGGCUACGGGCUCCCAGCGAAGCAUGUGAUCCACACGGUGGGUCCAAUCGCACAGGGAGGAGUGGGGGAGCAGGAGAGGGCGGCUCUGAGGUCCUGCUACAGGAACAGCCUGAAGACGGCCACUGACCACGCGGCGCGUUCCGUGGCCUUCCCCUGCAUCUCCACCGGCAUCUACGGAUAUCCACCGGAGCAGGCUGUGCAUGAGGCGUUAGCAACUGUGAGGGAAUAUCUGGAUGCACAUGAUGACAAGGUGGACAGAGUCGUCUUCUGUGUGUUCCUACCCACGGAUAAGGACUUGUACCUGCAGAACCUCCCACUUUACUUCCCUGCUGCCUGAGCAGCGGCAGCAGCGUUGUUCAGCUCCCACCGAGGCUGCUCUCAAGAGCAAACUCUGAGCGAGUGGAUCCACACGGCUGCACCCGCAUCCAGACCCUCCUCCCCGUCCGCUCAGAUCAAGGCCACUCUCAACAAGACGAUAACUCCUAAAUGGAUGAUUGCUUUUUUUUGACGCGCAGCCCGGCUGUGGUGCAGCUGUUGAUUAGUGUCUCUGUUUCUCCCAUUAAUGAGGUGCAGAGCAGCGCGGUGACACAGUGUGUGCAGGUUUGACCUUUACCGCCUGUGAUCGUGAUUAGUCCUACUGCAUCGUCCGCUAUUUGAAUAUUGGUUUUCCACUGUUUGUGAGACGAUAGCGUCUUCUUUAGGCAAAUCAUUCGAGUUGUGCAUGAUUUGAUGAUUUCUCCAGAUAUGAUUUUUGUUUUCUCACCUAAAGACUGCUGCACGUCUGAGCUGAAGUUGAUUAAUGAAAUAUACACGUUAAACCUCGACUUCACCACGUUGCAAGAAAUAUUUUACCACCUAUGAAAACGUUGUGUUUAUGAACCAAACAUCUGUUUCUAAAACAUUACAUUAGACUCCAGUACAAAACAAAAGGCUUGAUGCUACAUGUUGACAUGAUGCACUGUGAUAUUUCAAUAUGCAUAGUGUGAAAUAAAAACUGCAACAUAUGAA
Molecule: messenger RNA, 1918 nt
Organism: Betta splendens (Siamese fighting fish)
Lineage: Eukaryota; Metazoa; Chordata; Actinopteri; Anabantiformes; Osphronemidae
Gene: macrod1
Product: mono-ADP ribosylhydrolase 1
Exons: 12
Coding region: 153-1247 (364 amino acids)
Biological process (GO): DNA damage response; purine nucleoside metabolic process; peptidyl-glutamate ADP-deribosylation
Cellular component (GO): nucleoplasm
Molecular function (GO): ADP-ribosylglutamate-[protein] hydrolase activity
Source: RefSeq, a predicted model, not a curated record